GUUGAGUUGCAGCGCAUGCCACAUGUAGCAUACAUACGGCGACCGGGCGAAGACUGGGCGGGCAUAACGAACCCAAAGGAACGCAAGAGGCUCCAGAACAGGCUUAACAAACGUAUUUCAAGGCAGCGGAAAAAGCGGAAAAUAAGUCAUGAUGAAGACGACUCGUCAGAUGCCGCGUCCAGAGCGGCUAGUACGACACCCGACACCACCGUCUCGGACACUUGGACUUUACUGUGCAACAGCAGAAGCAGCAGCACUACCACGAUUGUGCCCUCGACAUUCAGCCACUGCUCAGAAGAAGAUGUCGUCCGGGAGCGCGCGGUGCUGGAGCAGUUUGCCGAGCAAGCGCUAAGAAGUUACAUGACGGGCGACCCGUGUGCGGACCACAAGCUCCGGCUCAUCCAGUUCAACAUCAUCAAUGGUCUCACCCGAAACGCUGCCGUGCUAGGUUACCAGUUCGACUGGCUCGUGUGCGCCGCUGUCUCGCCGUUUGGACGUGACGGCCCAGUACGCGAUGCUAGGUCUGUGACGCCGCCGCUGGAAAGUGGUACUGUGCCGACUAAUCUGGUUCCGACCAUGGUACAGCUGUCGAUUAGGCACCAUCCGUGGCUCGAUUUGUUCCCCCUCCCUCGCAUGCGAGACAACUUGCUGCUGGCG
Bipolaris maydis ATCC 48331 is the source of this 657-nucleotide messenger RNA. RefSeq lists its product as uncharacterized. The record is from RefSeq and is a predicted model, not a curated record. NCBI's taxonomy places the organism in Eukaryota, Fungi, Ascomycota, Dothideomycetes, Pleosporales, Pleosporaceae.